Molecule: messenger RNA, 2448 nt
Organism: Macrosteles quadrilineatus (aster leafhopper)
Lineage: Eukaryota; Metazoa; Arthropoda; Insecta; Hemiptera; Cicadellidae
Product: fringe glycosyltransferase
Exons: 10
Coding region: 166-1197 (343 amino acids)
Biological process (GO): regulation of Notch signaling pathway
Cellular component (GO): membrane
Molecular function (GO): O-fucosylpeptide 3-beta-N-acetylglucosaminyltransferase activity
Source: RefSeq, a predicted model, not a curated record
UCCACGGAACACCUGUUGAACGCAAUGUCCACUCAGUCGUCCGUCAACUGUUACCGUUGUCACAGAACAUUAUUCGCGGUGUUAGUGUUGUAGUGCAUUAGUGACGUGUUUAGUGUAAAUAAUGUAGUAACUGAAGUGGUUUGUUUAGUGAUUGUGACUUUAAUAAUGCCACGGCUGAAGACCUUUCUCCAAGCGUUGACCCUUCUUGCUGCAACUGCCUACCUUUCCUUAUUUUUCUACCAAAGAAAUGACACUGUUGCUCCGCAGUUGUCUAAGAACGAGUUGGAGGUUGGCUGGCAGGAGAGGGCUCCUCGUAGUCUGUCCAAAGACUACCCGGAGGCGGCUGUUGACGCCGGGGGCGGCAGCACCGCCACCCCCAAGCCGCCCAACACCCGCCCUCACGAUGUGUUCAUCAGCGUCAAGACCACAGGCCACUACCAUCAUGCCCGCCUACCAGUCAUCCUCAAGACGUGGUUCCAGCUAGCCAAAGAUCAGAUAUGGUUCUUCACCGAUACGGACGAUGCUGAGUUCCAACAAAAAACCAAUGGUCACAUGGUCAACACAAAUUGCUCAUCGUCGCAUAAUAGGAAAGCGUUGUGCUGCAAGAUGUCGGUGGAAUUCGACAGCUUUCUAAACAGUGACAAAAAGUGGUUUUGCCAUUUUGACGACGACAACUACGUGAAUGUACCUCGCCUCGUCAAGUUGCUGGGAGACUUCAGUCACCAGGAGGAAUGGUACUUGGGCAAACCCAGCAUUAGAGCUCCUCUGGAAAUUCUCAACAGAGAGUCCAAAGCUCCUAUCAAGCAAAACAUCUCGUUCUGGUUCGCAACAGGAGGUGCUGGGUUCUGCCUCAGUCGAGCUCUGGCCCUCAAAAUGUUACCUUUGGCUGGAGAUGGCAAGUUUAUGAGUAUUGGUGAGAAGAUUCGUCUCCCUGAUGAUGUCACGAUGGGCUACAUCAUAGAACAUUUGCUGAGGAAGCCACUGACAGUCGUAGAUCAGUUCCACUCUCACUUGGAGCCGAUGAAGUUCCUGCGUCAGGACACCUUCCACGACCAGAUAACAUUCAGCUAUUCCAAGUACAGCAAAGACGAGAUCAACGUUGUCAAAAUCGACGGAUUCGACAACAGAAUUGACCCUACAAGAUUUUUAUCGCUUCAUUGCUUCUUGUUCCCAUACUUCACGUUUUGUCCAAGAUAACAACAAAUCCGGAGGACAAGAAAAGUGUAGAAUUUAGUAAAUUUAUCAUCAAGUCAUAUUUUGGGGCUGUCUGUCUAAGCCAUAAGUAUCAAAUGAAAUAAUAAUUGUACUCUUGACAAUCAUUUUUUUUACAGCCAUUGAAAGCGAUUCAUUAUCUGAUGUUUAAUUGUGAAUCCAUUCAUAAGUCAAGAGAUGAAAAAGCUUAAUAAAAAGUAAGAUAAAAUCAAAGGAAAAUCUCAAAAGUACUCAAAAUGUUAUAUAUAGUUGUGUUAAAACAUGUUAAUGUUAUGAACAAAAAAUACUUUUUAACUCUCGACCGACCUUUUUAGACCCAUGACUAAAAUUUGUUUUUGGCAGCUUGGAUGGUUAUAAUUUUUAUCUAAAAAUAAUGUAUUAACAACAGGGCAGCUAAUUUAGUACAGUAUUAGUUUUGAUUAUAAGUGUUUGGAACUACCUUUAUGAUUUUGAAAAGAAUUAAAAUUUUUUCUAUCAGGUUGCUAGUGUGUGAAUAACUGUUUUAAGUUUUAUAAAUACUCUCAUUUACUCAAUGGUUUUAUUAAUUUUAUAUACUGUGUAUGUGUCUGUGAUAUAUUUUUAGGUAGUUUUGUACAUUUUGUAUGGGAUUGUGACAAUAUUGUUAUAGUUUUAAAUAUAUUGUAAGUAGUUAAUUGUAAUAUUGACAAUUUACGUUGUUUUAAAGAUUGAUAUUUUAUUGAAGUGCAAUAAAAACACUUGAAGAAGAGGUUCAAGAAAUUUAUGAGUUUAAUGAAGUAUUAAAUUAUUGUUAACUAAAGGAACCUCUGUUUUUUAACCAUGACUUAUUCCUUUUUAGGAUACACAAUAUUUUAAUUUUACUAACUAAAGAGAGAAUUACUGUAUUUGUUCUGAUUUGACAUUUUGAUUUUGCUUGAAAGUCAGUAAGUGUUAAAUAUAUUGACUGUUAUGAUUUAUCUUUAGAUAUAGAAGAAUGUUAUUAUGUGUACCUUAAUCUUUCAAUUUUUUAAUCAUUAAUAAAACUGACUGUUUUCACAAUUUUUUACAUGUUUUUUCAUAGUUAAAUUCACGUUAAUGUUGGUUGUCUUUUACAUUAUGUUAUAUAUUGUUGUAAAAAAAUAUGAUUCUCAGUCUUAGUAUGCCUUACCUAACUUUGUAAGUUUGUAAAUUUGUACAUCAUAAGUGUACAUUUUCAUAGUUUUGUAAAAAGUGUACAUUCAUUGUUAUAAUUGUUAACAUAAUAAAAUAUACUUGUGA